CCCUGGACAUGGCCUCCAAGAUCCACAUGCCAGGCCCAAUGUGCCUCAUUGAGAACACUAAAGGGCAACUGGUGGUUAAUCCAGAAGCUUUGAAGAUCCUGUCUGCCAUUGAGCAGCCUCUUGUCGUGGUGGCUAUUGUGGGUCUCUACCGCACAGGCAAAUCCUACCUGAUGAACAAGCUGGCUGGGAAGACCAAGGGCUUCUCUCUGGGCUACACGGUACAGUCUCACACCAAGGUCUGGAUGUGCUGUGUGCCUCACCCUGAGAAGCCAAGCCACACCCUUGUUCUGCUUGACACUGAGGGCCUGGGGGAUGUAGAGAAGACCUGUUUGGUAGCAAAACGAGAUGACUUUUGUAAGCAGAACGUGAAAGUAUCAUCAGAUUCUUGCAUGGCCUUACUUCAAGAUAUUUUCAAUCCCCCAGAAGAAGAUGUGAUGAAGCAAGGGACAGUUUCUAAAACGGGAGGCUAUUAUCUCUUUAUUCAGAAGGAACACAAGCUGAUAAAUAAGUACUACCAGGUGCCCAGAAAGGGGAUACAGACAGAAGAGACACUGAGGAAAUACCUGGAGUCCAAGCAGGAUGUGGCUGAUGCACUUCUACAGACUAAUCAGUCACUCAUAGAAAAGGAAAAAGAGAUAGAAGUGGAACGUAUGAAGGCUGAAUCUGCAAAAGCUGCAAAAAAAAUGUUGGAGGAAAUGCAAGAGAAGAAUGAACAGAUGAUGGAAGAGACAGAAAAGAGUCAUCAGGAACAUGUGAAACAGCUGACUGAGAAGAUGAAGGACAGGACCCAGCUCAUGGCAGAGCAACUGAGGAUUCUACAACUUAAACUUCAGGAACAGGACCGGCUUCUCAAGGAGGGAUUCCAGGAAGAGAGCAAGAAACUUCAAAAUGAGAUGAAAGCCAUUCAGAGAAGCAGAGGAUUUUUCCCAAUAUGUAACAUACUCUAA
Hipposideros armiger (great roundleaf bat) is the source of this 947-nucleotide messenger RNA. RefSeq names its product guanylate-binding protein 2-like. Gene Ontology annotation, molecular function: GTPase activity; GTP binding. Lineage: Eukaryota; Metazoa; Chordata; Mammalia; Chiroptera; Hipposideridae. The record is from RefSeq and is a predicted model, not a curated record.